AUGAGGACGUCAAUGAGACCUUAAUUCCUUUUUCUCUCUUAGACGUCUCCUGUUCGAAAAUAAAGGGAUGAGUCCUGGCCAAAAAAAGGAGGGAUGUUAAGUUUGCAAUCUUGAGAGCGCUUGCUUCUAAGUUUUAGCCCGACUGCUCAGGCCUCCCAUCAUGCUGGAAUUCAACUGCUGUUGAACAUCGCCCUCCCUCCGUUUUAAGCCUACACAAAAUGUCCUGGGUGCGAGCUGCAGUUAACCAACAUGGUGAAGAUGUGUUUGAUGAAGAAGGGGAUGAGAUGGACGUUGCCCAGAAAGAAUGGAAGAGCACCAUGGAGAAACGAGUCAACGAAGGCUAUAGAGAAGGAGUUGAAGCUGGGAAACAGCUGACACUUCAACAGGGUUUUAAUCAGGGGUAUAAAGAAGCAGUAAGGACAGUGUUCUUCUGUGGCCAACUCAAAGGAACCAUAAGUGCUCUAUCUUCUUGGUGUCACCACAAUGGAUGCAAAUCCACAGUGCUCUGUGAGAUGACUGAGCUGCUGAAUGAAUUAGAAAAAUAUGAAGAGUAUAUGCUCAAGAAUCUAAACUAUACCCAACCACAGGCCUCUGUUGGAGAUUUGCUGGAAACUGUUGAGGACUUGGGCCUUGGUAAUGUGCUCUUAACUGAGGAACAAUGCAAUGGAACUACCAGUGGAAGAACCUGUGAAAAUGGCUUUGAGUUUAGUGGACAAUGUAGAAAUGACAGCAGGACUGAUUCCUUCCAAGGUGAAUGUUGUCGAAGGACAAAAGAAGGCACAGAUUCCAAAAGGCCUACCUUUGCUUGGCUGAAAGAAAGAACUGUCAGUAUAGUAGAGCAAUUAGGUUUGUCGCCAGACAUAGUUGAACAUAUCCAGCGGUUGCAAACUUAAUUCAUUGUGUGAAAUGGGAUUUAUUUGUGGAGAGUAUCUCAGAAACCUGUUGCUGAAAUGCAGGCGUCUUGCAUUCAAAUAUUCCUUAAUAAAUUGCAUGUUAUGUAUGUAGUAGGAAGAAUUCUGUGGUAGUACAUGGACACAAAUCAACUAAAAUGAUUAGGGGGUUGAAGCAACUCCCUUAUAAGGAAUGUUUACAAUAUUUGGGCUUCUUUAGCUUUUAAAAGGUGUAAGGGGAGACGUGGAAAUGUAUAAAAGUAUGCAUGGUGUGCAGUAGGAGGGUUGUUUUCCUCUUAUACCAGAAGCUGUGGUCAUCCAAUAAACCUUGAUGAUCGGAGAUUCAGGACAGAUAAAAAGAAAAAAAAUCUUCACACAGUUCAUAGCUAAACUAUGGAAUUUGCUAUCACAAGACUUAAAUUGUGUUCUGUUUUGGAAUUGGUAUUUCCUGAAUAAGCAUGCACCCUGCUUGUUCUUGUCAGAAUUAACAUGCAGGUUUGCCAAUAAAUUGAGGUUAUAGGAGAUUAGCCCAAAAAUGUUGCUUAUACAGGCCACAUGAUGCUUGCAUAGCAGAAUUUUGUCACGACACAGAUUUCUGCUUGGUUGCUUCUGCUAAUGGGUAAGCAAUGGAUAUUAAGCAAGACCCUUAGGCUGAGGCUGCAUUUCCCAUUUAUUUGGAACUAAGUCUCACUGAACAUAGUGAGAUUUGUUUCUAAGUCAGCAUGCACAGUAUCAAGCUGGAAUAGGGUGGCCAGAUGCAAAGGAAGUCAAGGCUGUAUAAAGUAUUUAUGUAGUGGAAAACCUGUGUGUUAAUUCCUACAUAAACAAGUAGUAAAUGCCUCUUCCAGCUGAGAGCCCCCUCCCUCCUGCUACCAACUGUCUCUGCAGAGGCCACCAGUGAGGGAGGAAGCAGCAGCCAGGCACCUCUCCACCGUGCCUGGGUCCAGCUCCAGCUGAGAGCCCCCUCCCUCCUGCUACCAACUGUAACUGCUGAACUUUCCAACUAAGAUUGUAGUGCCUGAGUUUGCUUUCCUUUUCCCCCUCCUCCUCCCUCCCAAUCCCCUUUCCUUUUGUGUCAUGUCUUUUAGAUUGUAAGCCUGUGGGCAGGGACUGUCAAGAAAUACUUUUGUAAGCCGCCAUAAGAGCCUUUUUUGGCUGAAUGGCGGCAUAAAAAUCCUUAAAUAAAUAAAUAAUAAUAAUAAAAAA
This is a messenger RNA of Elgaria multicarinata webbii, 2096 nucleotides long. RefSeq names its product YAE1 maturation factor of ABCE1 (gene YAE1). Bases 219 to 893 code for a protein of 224 amino acids. NCBI's taxonomy places the organism in Eukaryota, Metazoa, Chordata, Lepidosauria, Squamata, Anguidae. The record is from RefSeq and is a predicted model, not a curated record. The transcript is spliced from 4 exons.